ACCACCCGCCUCCAACUCAUGUCUCGACACCGCACCUAAGAAGACCUGCACAGUUCAUCACCUCACCUCACCUCAGGACUGCAUUACAUUAAUACCAUUCAAUGCCACAAACACUCGAGCUGUCUUCGCCCCUCCUAUCCAUCCACAUCAGCAAUGGCCAAAACUCCUUCUCGCCCGGCCACACGAUCGCCGGAAAUGUAGUACGCACCAGCCCCAUCCUGACCACAAAGACCACCGUCAAGAUCACCAUUCAUGGCCGCGCGAAAUCUCAUAUGGUCGUCCACCGGGUCAACAGCAGCAGCACUUACCGGGGGCGCUUCCGACUCAUCGACCACGUCCGCCACGCGCAAACGCUCUAUGAAGGACCGGUGCACAUCCCGCCAACAGGUGGUCGUGAAGAGUGGCCGUUCCUGAUCCGCCUCCCAACUCACGUGGACGACGAAGUCGCAUGCCAAAAUCAGGACACAUUCAUCCCACAAAGCAACUCGGCGAGACGCACACAUGUCCUCCCACCGACUUACAACGCCACUACUAUCAAUGAUAAGGACAGCUUUGUCGAGUACUACCUCAAGGCCACUUUCAGGGGCUUCGCGCAGGGCCGUUGGCAAAUUGAUGAUGCUAUCCUGCCCGUCAGGCUGUGCGCGCGAAGCGAGGGACCCCCUCUUGCCGACUGGGGCCUCACGCGCUACACCACCCGGCGAUCUGUAACAACCCAGAAACUAGUACCUGGCAUGGAGGACACGCUUCUGUCGACAUCGCAGAGACUGCGAAAGUUCUUCCACACAUCCUCGGUACCUGCGCUGUGGUUCCGCGCAGAGGUUGACGCACCGACACGAAUACAACUGGAGAACCCCAAAACUGUGCCGUUUCGCAUACGGGUUGUGCCCGAAUGGGACAAGACAAGUGAAAUCUUGCAAAACGUGCCGCAAAACAUCAGGCUCCUUCGAGCGACGCUGAAAAUCAAGCAAUUCUGCGAGAUCAAGUGCGAGGGCACGCUCAAGACGUAUGAGGAUAGUUUCUUUGACAAGAUCUCCAUGGUCCUGAAUGACCCCGGAUCAGCGAAACUAAGAGAAGUUCCCUUUGGUGAGGAACUAUCCAGCCUGGAUCUAGGCCAGCUCGCCAAUCUUAAAGUCGGGUUCAAUGGUCCCAUGGGACGCCCCAGGAUCAGCACCAGCAUCAGCCCCAGCUUCAUGACAUACAACCUCAAGGUAAGACAUUCAUUGGGGUGGACUAUCGCACUUGAAAUUGGCGGCGAAGAGUGCGAGAUUCGGAAUAGCAGAGACUUUCCUCUCGUAGUUCUACCGCCGAGCGCAAGCAGGUACGAUGUAGAACCAGAUGGGUCUCCGCCGCGGAGCGACUCGUGGAUUCAGCCCCCGACAGGAGAGGCGCCACCACCCUCGUUCGACGAGGUGGUCAAGCAAGACCAGAAAGAGGUCAGGGAGAGCUUAACGCGACUCGAGAAUCACGGCGAGGCGUCUGGAACAGGACCGUCUGCACGUUGAGUAUGGCCAUUUGACCGCACUGCUGUCCCUAUAAUUUCGAAAUACUUCUGUAUUUUUGAAGCGGAAAACACCUGAUAAUUAGAAUCCCUAUACUCGAGUAAUUGAUCUUGACCAAAAUAAUAGCGUGUCUUCUUGACAUGGUCUCAAGCAUCGGCAUGACUUAGCUGAUCGCCUUUGUUUACUCAGCUACCGAUAUAAUUACUUAGCCAUAAGUAGCCAGAAUUACCCACCAAUGCUAG
This is a messenger RNA of Emericellopsis atlantica, 1741 nucleotides long. RefSeq lists its product as uncharacterized. The coding region runs from base 102 to 1502 and encodes 466 amino acids. The record is from RefSeq and is a predicted model, not a curated record. The transcript has a single exon. NCBI's taxonomy places the organism in Eukaryota, Fungi, Ascomycota, Sordariomycetes, Hypocreales, Bionectriaceae.